GCGGGAAGUCCAGCUGACGGGGAGGAGUUUCGGAGACAUUUGGCGCAAGUUUUGUUUCUUAGACUAGAGCGCGCCGGAGACACCACACGAAAUCCAUCAAGACGAAUACUUCUUAAUCAGGAGCUAAAAUAAGUCUUUUGAAACGCAUCUGCACGCUAAGUGCUCACAGCGAAAGAUGCCCAGCACACGUUCCCAGGCUCAGCCCAUCCUCCAGUUCCCCAGAUGCAAGUCCUCCAGGGUUGACUUAAAAAGCACCAAGAGCACAUCCCAGACGGAGACCCAGUCCCUCUGCUCCGUGGAGUCUCCUAAACCGCAGCCCCUUCCAGAGAAGAUCCAGCUAAUGCCCCGCUCAAGCAGGCCCGUGGCACUCAAAGGCAUAACUCUGUGCCCAAGGCGGACUCCAAGAAAACACCUCAGCCCUCGCAAACGCACAGGAGAUGAAAAUGGCUGUAACCUCAGUGCCAACCUACUGGGCUCUCCUCCCAAACAGCCCUGUCUUAACCUGGCCUCCCCCCGCAAGCUGGGCUUUGAUGAGAACUCCCCCGUUCUAUCCCAGAGGAGUCUACUGACCCCCCUGUCACCAAAACGGCAGCGCCUCUCCCACCCCAGGGCCUCCCCCAGCAGACUCCAUGAGAUCCCCAGUGGGAGCCCAUCAUGUCCCCGAUCAGAGGGCACGGUGGUCGGCCUCUUUGCUGAAAAGUCUAAGUUCCAUAGUGUGAAGCAGGCCCUCCACAUGGCUGUCCCAGAGCGCCUGCUAUCCCGGGAGGCUGAGAGGUCCUCAAUCCGCUCCUUCCUGGAGGACAAGACCCUAAAGGCCAGCCCAGCCAGCCUCUACAUCUCUGGAGCCCCCGGCACUGGCAAGACCGCUUGCCUCAACUGUGUGUUGCAGGAGAUGACGGAUGAACUGAAGGAGAUUCAGACAGUGGUGAUCAACUGUAUGGCUCUGCGUAGCUCCCACGCCAUCUUCCCCCUGCUGGCAGAGAAACUGGGGGCCUCUGGGGGCCACACUGACACCAAGUUGCAGAAACUGCUGACCAGCACGGGGCCUACUGUUCUUCUAGUCCUGGAUGAAAUGGACCAGUUGGACAGCAAGGCCCAAGAUGUUCUCUACACCAUCUUUGAGUGGCCGUACCUGCCCAAGUCCCGUCUCUGUCUCAUUGGUAUCGCCAACGCUCUGGACCUGACGGACAGGAUCCUCCCCAGGCUCCAGGCCCUGCCUCGUUGUCGGCCCCAGCUGUUACACUUCCCUCCCUACAGCCGCCAGGAGCUCGCCGCCAUCGUACAGGACAGACUCAGACAUGUGUCCGGAGAGGGGUUACUAGACGCAUCGGCCGUGCAGUUUUGUGCCAGGAAGGUGUCUGCUGUGUCGGGAGACGCACGCAAAGCUCUGGAUAUCUGCCGGAGAGCUGUAGAGCUUGUGGAAUCUGACGACAGAAAGGCAGCAGCAGAAACGACGGUGUCUCGUGUGAGCGUGCCCCAGGUGGCCAGGGUGCUUUCGGAGGUGUAUGGGGACCGCAUGUCCUCGUCAGAGGGAGAGAGCUUCCCCAUCCAGCAGAAACUCCUGGUCUGCUGUCUGCUACUGCUUACCCGCAACGGCAAGAACAAAGAGAUCCCACUGGGCAAGCUCCACGAGGUGUACAGCCGUCUGUGUGCCAAGAGACAGGUGGGCGGCGUGGGCCAGGGCGAGUGCCUCUCCCUCUGCAGUCUGCUGGAGAGCCGGGGCAUCUUUGCCCUGAAAAAAGCCAAGGAGGCUCGCCUCACCAAGGUUUCUCUGAAGAUUGAGGAGAGGGAUGUGGAGAAUGCUCUGAAGGAUCGCACCCUGCUGGGCAGUAUCCUGACUGCUGGCCUACCAUGACCUUUCACCUUUAUUUGUGCCUUAUUUUGUUUGUUUUGGGAUUCCUUUUUUUCUGGUGGGGUGAUGCAUAUCCAUCUAUGACCUCCCUUUUCAGAACAAUGGGAAAUGCAGCAAUUUGUUAGAUUUUUAUUGAC
This is a messenger RNA of Oncorhynchus kisutch (coho salmon), 1989 nucleotides long. Its product is annotated as cell division control protein 6 homolog. Bases 176 to 1855 code for a protein of 559 amino acids. The transcript has 9 exons. Gene Ontology annotation, molecular function: DNA replication origin binding; ATP hydrolysis activity; ATP binding. Gene Ontology annotation, cellular component: nucleus. Lineage: Eukaryota; Metazoa; Chordata; Actinopteri; Salmoniformes; Salmonidae. The record is from RefSeq and is a predicted model, not a curated record. Gene Ontology annotation, biological process: DNA replication initiation; mitotic DNA replication checkpoint signaling.